Messenger RNA from Actinia tenebrosa (Australian red waratah sea anemone), 2210 nucleotides. Its product is annotated as putative oxidoreductase PXDNL. Gene Ontology annotation, biological process: cell-cell adhesion. The record is from RefSeq and is a predicted model, not a curated record. NCBI's taxonomy places the organism in Eukaryota, Metazoa, Cnidaria, Anthozoa, Actiniaria, Actiniidae.
CUCUGUGGGUGACUCAAUCGAUUUAUUUUUUAUUUGGGAAGAACAACAACGAUGGAGACUCCAAAGACUCUCCAACGACGCGAUAAACUUCACAACACAUUGACUAUCGUAAUUUCGAUUCUUGCGCUGACAUUGAGUUCAAUCACGUUUAUUAAGAAUGAGUACAGGUAUUCUAGUUUGGCUGAAACGAUUGGGAUACUAGACAAGAAGUCCCAGGAUUACGCAGUCUGUUUGGAGAGUUUAAAGUUGAAGAGUUAUCAUCAUGCUCUAAAGACAAAACGACAGGCAACGCAAGGUGAUAUUGAUUUCCCAACUGACGAAGAAAUGCGUCAAAAUAUCGACAAAGAAAUCAAAAGACAGGUUCAUAUUUUUAUGAAUAAUUUGCACAAAAUCUACAGCGUACAAAAUGAAAAGUUGGUAAUCGUUGGAGCCAAGGGAGAACCAGGCCCUCCGGGACAAAAAGGAUCGAAGGGAGAAAGGGGACCAAGAGGAAAAAAGGGAGUUAAGGGACCKCCUUCAGAAAAAGGUCAAAAAGGAGAAGCAGGAGUAUCCGUAGCAGCGCCCUCGAUCACAAUCCCACCUAAAGCCAAGACUGUUCACUUAGGCAAGACUGUCACCUUUUCUUGUACAGCUGAAGGUCUCCCGACGCCCAUAGUUACGUGGUACAGAAUGUCUGGCGCCUUGCCAUCUGGCAACCACGAGAUAUAUAGCAAUGGAUCUCUCGUCAUAAGGAGCGUGCGUAAAGGCGACGAAGGGAUCUACACAUGCUUAGCGAAUAAUAUCUUAGGAGAAGCAAAGGAGUUUGUGUCGUUUAACAUAAUUUUGCCUGUAGAGUUUGUGCAAAGACCAAAGAACCGUGUAGUGAAAGAGGGAUCUAUAGCAGAGAUCUAUUGCAAGGCACAAGGCUUCCCGCAGCCGGUGAUAAGUUGGUACAAAGGCAAUCAAACCGACCGUGGUGAAAAACUUGAUACCAAUUCAGAUAGAAUAACUUUUGUCAAGGCUGUUAGCCAAGACAGUGGAAUCUACACAUGCAUUGCGAAAAACAUCGUCAACCAAGUACAAGCGAAAGCAGAGUUCCUUGUGGUAGAGAACAUAAGAUUUACCUUACUACCACCCGCGCGCACCAAGGCCCAUGUUAGCCAGACUGUUAGCAUCGAUUGUCAAGGGCAUAGUGGGAAGAUGGUAGCAAAGAUUUCCUGGACAAGAAAUGAUGGGCGGUUAAUAAACAAACACCAAGUACUCCCCAAUGGAACUCUAGUGUUAAACGUAUCAUCAAAGACCGAUGCUGGAGAGUAUAUUUGCAUUGCUAGUAACCCACUUGCUUCUAUCAACUCAACUCUUGUACUUGAUGUCUAUGUGAGAUCAUGUAGUGAAUGGAAAAUGACAGGUGCGACCAGGAACGGUGAUUACUUCAUUAACACUGAUGUUCCUGGCGGUGUAGAAGGAUUGAAGGUUUACUGUGACAUGGAGUACAGGAAAGGUGCUGGAGUUACUGUGAUUGGUCAUGAUAGUGAGAUGAGAACUCUGGUUGAAGGAUUUCCCUAUCCUGGUAGCUAUGUUCGAAACAUCAACUACACAAGCGCCUCCGAACAGCAGAUCAACUCUAUCAUCAAAGCAUCAGCAAACUGUGAACAGUUCAUCAAGUACGAAUGCCUUAACUCGGUCCUCCUGUGGCACGGCUUGUCUUAUGGGUGGUGGGUCUCACGUGAUGGACAAAAGAUGGACUACUGGGGAGGCUCGUCCCCGGGAACCUGGAAGUGCGCAUGCGGAAUAACAGACACGUGUCAGGGAGGGUUCGGAUGUAAUUGUGACGCAAACGAUGGCAAGUGGCGGGAGGACAGCGGUUUGCUUAAUGACAGAUCAACUCUCCCAGUCUCCCAACUGCGGUUUGGUGACACAGGAAACCCGCGUGAGGAAAAGGGGUUCCAUACACUUGGAAAACUCAAGUGUUAUGGCAUAGCCUGAAAGACUACAAGUUAGGGGCGAAACACUCUAUUCAUGAUAAAGUACUACAUAAAAAGCAUUAAAUAGCGCUCAUGGUACAAUUGAAAAUAAUAGACACUGCAAUACAAUGUAGCUAUUAUGAAUUUGUACUUUCUUUUUUAUUAUUACUGAUUAUUAUUGAAUUGUCAGUACUGAAUUAUAGUUACAUUAUUUAUAUUGAUGGAAUCUGACUGCAAUAUAAUUAAAGAUUUUUUUCAGCACUGCAA